This is a messenger RNA of Brassica oleracea var. oleracea, 3288 nucleotides long. RefSeq lists its product as uncharacterized. Bases 190 to 3246 code for a protein of 1018 amino acids. The transcript is spliced from 8 exons. The record is from RefSeq and is a predicted model, not a curated record. Gene Ontology annotation, molecular function: cysteine-type peptidase activity. NCBI's taxonomy places the organism in Eukaryota, Viridiplantae, Streptophyta, Magnoliopsida, Brassicales, Brassicaceae. Gene Ontology annotation, biological process: proteolysis.
CGCAUCUAAUGUGUCAGGCAAGUUGAAGUUUUGCAUUUUUCGAAACUUCCCUAUUUGGUAGUUGUUAUCGAAUACCGUGAUUCUCUCCGUCUUUUUUUACUAUAUUAUCCACCAUCGAUCCUCUGUUCUUUUCAUUCCAAACAGUUUCAAAACAGAUCUAGAUUCCACUUCGGUCGUAGUAAUCCUUCUAUGGAUCACAUCGAUGAAUCUCUUCCUCCACUACCACUUCCUCCCAGAAUGUUUGCGUUAGGGGAAGACCCCGAGGGAGUUAGGGUUACACCUUACCACAAACCCACAUGCAUUCGCAAAAUCCUCAACACACUCGGCCCUGAUGAAGUCCGGAGGAUUAAGGAGACCCCGUUUGGAAAGCUUGUCGAAAUCGCAGAUAAACCCCCGCACUCCGGUCGAUUUGACCGUUUUCUUAUAUCAAGAAAGUUGAAAGUGGGCAAGAAGAACGAAGUCUGGUUUAUAUUUGCUGGCAAACCCGUAAGAUUCCCAAUUAGAGAAUUUGCUCUAGUCACAGGGCUCAAUUGUCGAAACUACCCGCCGCGUACAAAGAAAAAGAGCUCGAAGAACCUAAUAGAGAAGCCUUACUGGGGAGAGCUAUUUGGCUCUAUGAGGGAAGUCCCUGUCAGUUAUGUCAUUAGCAUGCUAAAGAAGAAGACGGUUGCUGAUACAGAAACGAGGAUCAAGUAUGCCCUGCUUGCUUUGUUGUCAGCCGUCAUUCUACCGACAUCACAUAAUCCUAAAAUUUUGGAACAACACGCGGAGAAGAUAAAAGAUAUCGAUCAGUUUCUUGCUUACCCGUGGGGCCGUGUUUCGUUUGAAAUGCUCAUUAGUAGUAUAAAAGAGAGGGAUGAAGUCUCACUCUCACAGAAAACAAUUGCACUUAAAGGGUUUGUUCUAUCGAUACAACUUGUUCUGAUAGAAGCAGCUCCUUCACUUACACGAGUCGUGCAAAGUGGGAGUUCCUCCGGUUCCGAACGUGAUUGUGAAGACGACGAUGACUUUGUCGACGAUAAUUCCGAGAGAAAGAAAUGUAUCAAUCCGGUGCGUGUACGUGAUAUUGAUUCAUCUUUGAAGACGCAUGUUGUUUCCAUUAUUACUGAUGGCGUGGAACUCGACAAUGUCGAGGAAGGAACCCACAUUCCUGAAGACGAGGAGGAUAUACUUGUGGAAAACAUGGAGAAGUGUAUUCACGAUGGUUUCUCAUUCCGGAAGUCCCAUUUUCUCGGUGGUGCGACUCUUGCUGAUGUCAUCCGAAUGCGCGAAGAAGCCGCAAAAGAAAACAACACCCGUAAAAAGACCAAGCGGAGUGUGAAUGCUAAUAGUGCCGACGCUGCCGACCCUGAUUAUGUUGUCUCCAUAUUGAAAAGUAGUCUAUCUGCGGACCUCUGUCGUAUGGAGGAAGAAAUUAAAAACCUUGGUCAGAUGUUUACGAAAUCGCAAAGUCAAAUGCGGUCUUACAUACAAGAAAUGUUUGACACAUUUCAGAGGAACAUUAGUAAUAUGAUUCCUACCCCGUCCUCUGGGAGACACGCUGAUCCUCCGCAUGCUCGUCAAGCAGAGACAACUUUCAGCAGAGAGAAGACAACCACGGAGCCCAAUCCCGGUGCACCGCCUAAUGUUCCUAUAGCACCUGCGUCUGACAAGAGGAAUAAGUCAACGGUAGGGCCCGGUCAUUUUGAUCCAUGUGGCAGCAUACAGGACGCUAUUCAUUUUGCAGACCACGUGUCCCCACUGUCCGCAGAUGUUAAUAUGGGCGAUGCCUCUCUAAACGAAGAAGGCAGCCCCGAAAAAUGCAAUGAUGGUAAUAACGAUCUUAAUCCGAGAGAGGAGCAGGUCCCUCCCGCUUAUUCCUCUGCUGACGGAGAAGCUCGGGAGGUUGAGGAAGAGGAUCCUGAAGAUGCGGUGGACAUGAUCAACAGUCCACCCUUGACACAACCUGCACAAUCGGAUUUCACGGAACAUGCUAACAUCACCACCGCGGGGACGGGUUCAAGUCCUGCAGAAAGUGGCAAACGAACGUCAUCUAGUUCUUCCGACAGCAACCCACCACCUCCCAUUGUCACCCCUCAACCGAGUUCCUGUUUGGAUAAUGCACAGUCUAAUUUGGCCUUCCCAAAGCCUACAUUCUCGCUAGGACUAACGCAAGAAGAACGCUAUCUUAGUAAAACAGAUCUGGUGGACGCUGAUGAAUCAUUGGAAGAGGGUGCAUCCAUUUCUCUCAAUGACGACCAAGAACCGUUUCCAGCAAACAGGAAAAGUAAGAGACAGAAAGUUGUGCCCCGUAGCCUCGUCGGAGACUAUCAGUGCGAUAAACGAUUCCUUACCCGAGCUUGGGAGGCCCAUGUUAACGUUAUGCAUCGUGGCCCGGUAAUUGACUAUGCGGCUAAAGCUGGUGCUCUGGCAGAAAAGCUCCAAAAAGAAUUUGUCAUCGACGUUAGUGGUCAAAGUUUAGACAGCAGCGACCUGUCUGCAAUUCUUGCGAGAGCUUCCCACUUAACUGCCAAGGUGAUGGAUGUUCUCAUCCAUCAUACUCGAUCCUUGAUAGAAGCACUAUCCGAAGAGCGUCAACCCGGCACCGUUGUUUUACUGGACACGAAGUUUGUUUCCCUACUGUCAGAGACUUUCGUCAAGUUCUCCAAGUGUGCUAAGAAAGAAAGCUAUCGGUUCCCAACGUCUUUGCUUCAAUACCUUUGUCUCGAUUGCCCUAUCACCGAAGCUACUCGCAUAUACUUCCCUUUCAACUUCGACAAAAAGCAUUGGGUAGGUGUCUGUGUCGACUGCUCCCUUUCAAAGGUUGUAGUGUUAGACUGCAACACUUCUCUCAGGACAGACGGGAUGAUCAACAAAGAAAUCCGUCCCAUUUCCGAAAUGUUUCCCUUCCUUCUCAGGCGUGCGGCCAGACAAGUGUUUUCGAAAAAUCCAAAGGCACUAACCAUUGAGAGACCUCGUAUCCUCCCCCAGAACCACAACCCUUUGACUCCAGCUUCACCUCAAUCCUUUUUAUACAAGCACACGCAGUUGCAGGUCUUGAUCUAUGCAAAUGCAUCACACCCGAUGUGCUUGACGUCGAGGUCCAAAAGACAGCUGCGAUGGUCUACGAAGAAAACGUUGGGGUCCUUUGAUUAUGUUUAUUCGUCUCUGCAUCAUUUUUUUUUUUGUUACUCUGUUUCGUUGGACUUUGGCUUUUUGGUUGUUUUGUCCCUUUUCCAGUCUUUAUGUUAUCUCGGACUCUUCUAAUGUUGCAUCGGUUGCAAUUAAUGAAUGAUAUCUUCUUUUCUU